AUGGCUUCAACUGAUCCAGAACUAAAGGAUGGAUUUACACUUCCCGUUUGGAUGAAAAGUAAACCCACCAAGGAGUUUGAACCAUUUGCCUCAUCCCCGCCGGCUCUAGAGGAUUCCUUCUAUAUCCGCUAUCCGAAAACAGACGUUUUGCUCGGCAAUACAAAGUUCGGUAACGAACUUCCGAAAGUCGUAACAGAAGAACAAAAAGAUUUGACAGCGGCAUACAAUAUCAUCAAAGAAAAAGAUUGGUCGAAACACACCAAACCUUGUCAGGACGUUCUACACGGCAUUGCUCCUAUAAAUACAGCUGAUAAAUCUUCAAACGUCAAGACCAAGCCAGCUGGUACGGAUGAUGGAUUCAAAGGCGAAGGCGCGGCGUGUGGUAGCUCUGUUGUCAAGAUAUUCGAAAAUUUCAAUCCUGUCCGCAAUACGGAAGAUAAGGUCGCACACCAGAUGAUACAAACACGUUCGCCGAGAGGCUUCACAGUAGCGACUCCGCUUGACGAAGGCGCGCCGGAGCCUAUGUCCAGAGCAUUCGCGCGUCGCGGCAGCAAGAGUCUCCCGGCCACGCCCGCGCACUCGCCCCCAUCCAGCCCCAAUAGCAAGAAGAAGAUGAAUGUUAAUCGUUUCUUCACAUCUCCGUUCGAGCCUGUUGAAGAUACAAACAACAGAUCAUGGCUCUCAAUCGCACUUCUUGGCUUCAAAAAGGACCUCACUACUUCUACUUCUACUUUGGCAGAGGAAGAAAUAUUUGAAAAUAGAUUACAAGUUGGCUCCUUAGCAGAGUCAGUUGAAAAUCUGGGGCCGGCUCCUAAAAUGGAAUCAAAAGACAUAUCGCACGGAAGUUCAAGUCAAGAACCAAAACUUUCUAAACCAGCCCACACUUUCCGCCCGAAGCCUUCAGAAUUAAGGGAAAUGAAUUUCUGGUCACCAACAUCUAUG
Molecule: messenger RNA, 942 nt
Organism: Brenthis ino (lesser marbled fritillary)
Lineage: Eukaryota; Metazoa; Arthropoda; Insecta; Lepidoptera; Nymphalidae
Source: the annotation of a GenBank genome assembly